AUGAAGUUUGACAUCCUUGAGCCUGAAAAAAGUGGAACAGCGGGUCCUCCCAUUUUGCCUCUCACAGUUCUUGAGAAGGGCAGGAUCCUUCUCAAGAAGUGUGGAUCUUUUCCUGUCAGUGUGGAAAUGGUUGUAGACACAACAUGGACCAUACAGUCGCUGCAGUCUGCUCUUCCAGUUCAGCUUGAGUUAAUGAGAGAGGUUAAGACUUACCAGAGCCUGACAGUUACUGUACUCCGAGCAAUAAACAACUGCUCUCAUGAUUAUUGGUCUGAGUCCGACUGUUAUGUUACUGUAGGUCUCCCCACAGCGUCUGCCAGGACCUUCUGUACUAAGACUGUGCCCAACAGCAAGACCCCAGAGUGGAAUGAGAGUUUCCAAUUCAGGGUCCACAGUCACGUCAAGAAUAUCAUAGAGUUGAAGAUGUACGAUGAGGACAGUUUCAUUGGCAAGGGCGAUGACCUGUGCUCCAUCGUAGUGUUUGACAUCAAUAAGCUCACCCCUGGGAAGAAGAAGACCAAGACCUUCAUCUGUGAACCGACCAAAGAUGAAUUGUGGGUUGAGUUUGAGUUGCUGGAGAGUAAAGAGCCUGCUGUGGAGCAGAAUGUGGUCCUGAAAAUGCGUGGGGCCUUUCCAGAAGAGCAUAAGAUUCUUGCUCCUGAGAAAACAUCCAACCUGACCAAAACUCUGCGCUACUACAUCAACAGAGACCUGGAGACAGAGCUUUGCGAUAAAUUGGGUGAGGUAGAAGAUCCAAAUGUCACUGGCUUAUCUACUGCUCUGCACCUUCCAGCCAGUAAUGAUUUCAAAGUAUCUUUACCUGUGGGAGAGGACAUGGUGGAUCUACAUUUGAGAACAGAGGACUGCCCAGACAUUGAAUUUAAGGUGCGUCUUGAUUUUGACAUCCCUCCGGAGGAAAAAGAAUUCCUGAAGAAGAGAAAGGUGCUAGUGGGUCAGGCCUUACGAAAGGAGUUGGGCCUCACCUCUCCCCCUGACCCUAAAAAGUUGCCUGUUAUAGCUGUGGUUGGCUCAGGGGGAGGGACCAGAGCAAUGACCGGCCUGUAUGGCAGUCUGAAGGGGCUGCAGAGAUUGGGCCUACUGGACGCUGUGAGCUACAUCACUGGUGUGUCAGGCUCCACAUGGGCCUUAGCCGCCCUGUAUCAGGAAGCAGAUUGGUCACAGCGUGAUAUGGAUGAGUCCAUCUCGGCUAUGGAGGAGGAAAUCACCAAGUGUUUCCUCAGUGCCUUCACCACUGAGAAGCUGCAGUACUACAAACACCAGAUGGCAGAGAAAGAGAAGGAGGGACAUAUGGUGUCACUCAUAGACAUGUGGGGUCUGGUCAUUGAGCACUGCCUUCAUGGGAAGAAGAAAACCAGUACCCUGUCUGACCAGCAGAAGGCAGUAUCAGAGGGCCAGAACCCUUUACCCAUCUGUACUGCUGUCAACCUGAAGGACGGAGUGAAAGGCACCACAACCGAGUUUGGUAAAUGGUGUGAGUUCACACCAUACGAGGUGGGCUUCCAAAAGUAUGGGGCCUAUGUCCAUGCGGAGGACUUUGGGAGUGAAUUCUACCUUGGUCACCUGGUCAAGAAACAUCCAGAGAUACAUAUCGCCUCUCUGCUUGGUCUUUGGAGCAGUGUCUUCUCUCUUAACCUGACCCAGCUUUGGGACUUUGCAACUGGAGAAAAUGACAAUGAACCAACCACCCUGGACACCUACCUCUUCAAGCCUAUCACUAACACUGCCUCAUCGCUGACCAGCUUAUUUACCAGCCGGCCAGUCAUCACUCAGAUCUACAACUUCAUGCGCGGGUUCUUCCUGCACCGGAACUACAAAGACAACAGAAAGUUUACAUCCUGGAAAGAUAUGCAUCCAGAUGCCUUCCCCAACAGACUGACUCCAGCUGACCCCACACUCUACCUGGCGGACUCUGGGUUCUCCAUCAACACAGGCUGUCCCCCUGUCUUGAGACCAGAGAGAGGUGUUGAUGUCAUCAUGUCCCUCAACUAUUCGUGGUGCGAGGAUCAAUUCAAAGUCCUUAAGAGGACGGAGGUUUACUGCGAAGACCACAGCAUCCCCUUCCCCCGCAUUGACUUCAGCAGCCUGGAGGCACAGCCCCUGAAAGAGCUCUACGUCUUUGAGGAUGAGAAGAACCCCAAGGCUCCCAUAGUCCUUCACUUCCCUUUCGUCAACAUCUCCUUCAAAGAGUUCAAGGCCCCUGGUGUGGCACGUAAGGGUGAGGAGGAGAUGAAGGCAGGGGAUGUUGACAUUAGCUCAAGCAGCUCCCCUUACCUCACCAAACAUGUCACCUACACAGAAAAGGACUUCCGAGCACUGAUAGACCUUACCUCAUACAACAUCCAGAACAACAAGGAGCAGAUCCUCCAGGCUCUUGGGAAGGUCCUCGAAAGGAAGGUGCCUGUGGAAGAAUGA
Salvelinus namaycush (lake trout) is the source of this 2433-nucleotide messenger RNA. RefSeq names its product phospholipase A2, group IVF, tandem duplicate 1 (gene pla2g4f.1). The coding region runs from base 1 to 2433 and encodes 810 amino acids. Gene Ontology annotation, cellular component: cytosol. The record is from RefSeq and is a predicted model, not a curated record. The transcript is spliced from 19 exons. Gene Ontology annotation, biological process: glycerophospholipid catabolic process. NCBI's taxonomy places the organism in Eukaryota, Metazoa, Chordata, Actinopteri, Salmoniformes, Salmonidae. Gene Ontology annotation, molecular function: calcium-dependent phospholipid binding; calcium ion binding.